AUGCCAAACUUGAAGUCAUCCACCGACCAAGGCAUCAAAUACAUGCACGAAGCCAACGAGAACGGGGCAAACUGGAUUCUCUUUCCAGAGCUAUGGUUCCCAAGAUUUCCCAAGGGAUCAGGAAACAACAACUGA
This is a messenger RNA of Penicillium arizonense, 135 nucleotides long. RefSeq lists its product as uncharacterized. NCBI's taxonomy places the organism in Eukaryota, Fungi, Ascomycota, Eurotiomycetes, Eurotiales, Aspergillaceae. The record is from RefSeq and is a predicted model, not a curated record. The transcript is spliced from 2 exons. Bases 1 to 135 code for a protein of 44 amino acids.